Molecule: messenger RNA, 715 nt
Organism: Solanum verrucosum
Lineage: Eukaryota; Viridiplantae; Streptophyta; Magnoliopsida; Solanales; Solanaceae
Product: UPF0664 stress-induced protein C29B12.11c-like
Exons: 6
Coding region: 49-660 (203 amino acids)
Biological process (GO): positive regulation of DNA-templated transcription
Cellular component (GO): nucleus
Molecular function (GO): chromatin DNA binding; transcription coactivator activity
Source: RefSeq, a predicted model, not a curated record
GCCAUUUCUGAUAAUCGAUCAAAUAUUUGAUUUUGUUGUUAGUCGAAAAUGUCAUUGAAUCCUAAAUUAUUUGCUCAUGGAAUGCCAGCACCAUUUCUCAAUGAGUUGUUCGUCUUUGCUAGCGAUGGAAUUGAAUUUCAGAUCGAUAACAUUCCUCGUUUAGGAGAAGUACAAACAAAAGGAACCAUUUACUUAUCGAAUAUCCGGAUGGUCUUUGUUGCAAAGAAUCCUAGGGACAACUUCAUUGCUUUUGACAUUCCCUUGCUUUUUGUUCAUGGCGAAAAAUUAAAUCAACCAAUAUUCUUCUGCAAAAACAUUUCUGGAUAUGUAAAUCCGGUUAUACCAGCUAAUGAUAACGAAAACAGCGUAAUUCCUCAUUCGUUUAAAAUUAUGUUCAAGGAAUGUGAUUGUGAGGCUUUCAUUCCUUUAGUUUUCAAAUUAAUUGGAAAAGUGAGACGACGUUACAGACGGUCAAGGGCAAAGCAUCGCGUAGAUCCUCUUCAUGAAGCAACCAAAACACCAGUCGAUGAGAUGACGAGAUAUGCUUAUGUCGACCCCAAUGAUUCGACAAGUAUCUUCUUGCAGCUGCAGCCUACUCCAAAGUCUCGACUUGGGUGUCGUAUGAAUCAGUCACAGCCUACUGCUGAGACAUCCAUAUAGCUCUUGCUUCAGCACAUUUCUGAGCUACAACCUCUGCAGUAACAUUGAUAAGUAC